ACACGAUGACGUUUUGGUAAACCAAACUCAAAAUUGGUUCGAGUCAUCUUGUUUAGGGAAGAAUAAAGAUCCAAUUUUGGCCUUAUUAACUCCAUAGCCAACCUUAAAGCUUCAAUCUUUCUUUCCUUUGCUGUAUACCUUUCUUCUAUUCAAAACUCAGGAAUAUUUUGGGGAAAAAAGUUGAAAUCAGUAACAUCCAAAGAGAUGCAGGAAGCUGCCAUUGAUCUAUCACUCAACACUAAGAAUGUCUUCUUGUCAGCUCUCCGUUUCGCAAUGUCCAUUGACACGCUGAAGAGCUCUCCUGAGAUUGCUCAUGAACUCAAAACCUCAGCUCAAGAACAAGUGGAAUUCAUGCUAGCCGGAGACGAAGAGGUACGGUUACUGGUUUCUGAAGAGGAAACGAAAUCUGUCGUAAGAUUAGGCAUCUCGAAUGUUACAUCGACGUUAUUGGACAGAUUAUCAUCAUUGCUUCUUCUUCUUCCUGAAUGUCCUGAGUUUGAUGUUCUUACUACACUCUAUGAUAUGGAGUGGCUGUGCAAAGUAUUGCCGAGGAUGGAAUUGAUGAAAGAUCUUGUCUUUAAGUGGGCAGAUAUAUCGAGUGAGAUUCUUUUGAUAGUUGAGAACUGUAAGUUAGAUUCUAGGAUAAUGGGUGUGAAGGUGAAGCUAGUUGAAGUUACAGGGAAGGUUUUAGAAGCGGUUGGUUAUGGAAUCGUGAUUGUUCCUUCUAGAAGCCGGGCUUGUCUUUUGAAGAUGUGGUUGCCUUUCAUAAGGAGGCUAAAGACUUUGGUUGAUGCAGAAGGAACUGAGUCUGGAUAUAGAAUGGAUGAAGAUCUUUGCGAGUUCAUUGAAGGAUCGAUGGUGUCUUUGGUUUUGACAUUGCCUUCGAAAGACCAAGCAGAAGUGUUUGGGGAAUGGAUGAGAGGGAUUGGAUUGGAAGGUGUGAAGUUUCCGGAUUUGAGUGAAGCGUUUGAGGUUUGGUGUUAUAGAAGCAAGUCUGCAAAGAGAAGAUUGUUGGAAAGAUGUGAUAGACUUGCAAGUGAAAAUGUUUCCCUUUGAAUAUAAGAUAUUAAUAUAGGAAUUUGGAAGUGCAGAACAUGUAGCUAAGCUUUUCUAAGUUCCAAAGCUUUUCUUCUUCUUCUUUAAGCUGGUCUGCUUAUUUCCAUGGUGGAUGAAGACAGCAGCUUUUGUUCACUUCACAGUUCACACAUGAUGCCUUGACUUAGACCGUCAGCGAAGAUAAGACCGGAUAGGUCCAAACCUAGACUGAGAGAAGGAGAAAUCGAAGCGCCCGGGAUUCAGAUCAUCUGAAUCUCCAUUCCUUGUCACAUUUGUAAUCUUGUAUCAUCUUUUACUCUCCUUGAUCUGCUAGCUGCUUCAUUGUAAUCGUGGAUUGUAUUAGGAGUGACAGAAAGCUCCUGAUUCUUGUACUUGAUUUAUGAUAUAUUUAGCGUAAGA
Messenger RNA from Eutrema salsugineum, 1455 nucleotides. RefSeq names its product BTB/POZ domain-containing protein At3g05675. Lineage: Eukaryota; Viridiplantae; Streptophyta; Magnoliopsida; Brassicales; Brassicaceae. The coding region runs from base 205 to 1056 and encodes 283 amino acids. The record is from RefSeq and is a predicted model, not a curated record. The transcript is spliced from 2 exons.